Messenger RNA from Pelobates fuscus (common spadefoot toad), 1576 nucleotides. It is a transcript of the gene ZNF414, whose product is annotated as zinc finger protein 414. The record is from RefSeq and is a predicted model, not a curated record. The transcript has 7 exons. NCBI's taxonomy places the organism in Eukaryota, Metazoa, Chordata, Amphibia, Anura, Pelobatidae. The coding region runs from base 114 to 1181 and encodes 355 amino acids.
UCAUUAUAAAGUCUCGCGAUAACUGCUCUCUCAAAAUGGCUGCUAUGUGAAGGAGCUUUGGGAUCCGCCUGCAUUACACAGAAAGCUCACAGCGAGCACUGCCAGCUAUAGGAAUGGAUCAACAAGAGGGUCCAGUGUCAGAAGUACAACCUGAAGAUGUCCAAUCUGCUGCAAAUUCCUCUAGAGUGGAGUUUAAAAGAGCGAGAGAAAAGGGGAAAAAACGCAGCCUUCAUCCGUCUAAACGUGGAUACAAGUGCUCUAGUUAUGGUUGCACCCGUACAUUUCUUAAAAUGCAGGAGUUGAUUACACAUGUGUCUGUACAUUACAAGCCUACGGAAUCACUGAAAGACAAGCUGUUCCUAUGCUCAGUGAGUGGCUGUGGAGAGGCAGUGGAGAGUAUGCAGGAGCUAAUGAACCAUCUGAAGGUCCAUUACAAGCCUAACCGCUAUUUUAAGUGUGAAAACUGUAUGCAGCACUUCCGUACACACAGAUCUCUUUUCAAGCAUUUGCAUGUUUGUGUGGACAGUAACUCAAAUGCUGUCGCACUGAGUGCCCAGCCCCCACCUCCUUUAGCAGACCCCAAGGCUACAGGACAUGAGGAACCAGCACAGACACACCAAAGUGUUAUCCAGUGCCUCAAGAAAGUGGUUCCUGUUUCACCAACUGAUGAUCCUACCACACCGUCUAGAACGCCUUCAUCCUCUUCCUUACCCGAUGUCAUUCGCCAGUCGAUGAGCUCCUUGGUCUCUCAAUCUUCCAACCCUUUUUCUCUUCUUGACCCUUCCCUGCUUGCUGGCAGAUUUCCAUCUCCUGCAUCUGUUGCUGGUUCCUAUCUUCCCUUUCUCCACCCUUCAGCCUACACCGCUCAGGGCUCCAUUCCGCAGAGGCUUAGGCCCUUCCUGGGAAACCAAGUCCUGCCAGCCUCCAACGCUAUCUGGAAAAAGAAUCAAGGACACUCCACAAACAGCCGCAUUUUGUGGGAACAUACCCGAGACAGCUAUAACUGUAUGCAGUGUACUUUUUCUACACAAUCUCGGAACCAGAUGACCAAACAUAUCGAAGAACAGCACAAGAGCCCCCAAAACAGAUUGCAGGGUGAGAUAGAGUAUGAUCUUGAAGCCCUUCCAUUUGCACCAAAGGCUGCAGCAGAAAUGGAAUCCAGCCUGAUCACACAGCUCUAGCCUACAUAAGCCUUGUGUCUCCAGUCGCUUGUUUGCUACCUGUACGAAAACCAAAGUUUUUAUUCAUCACUUUUUGACAAUACCAGGAUCCCCAAAUGCUUAUUGGCUCAUAAUAUAAAUAACCGCUAAAGGUUGACAUUUUUUAUGCUUCAAUAGUGCGGACUCCUCAGAGAACUCCUUGUAUUGAGAACAGAUAUUUAUAAGGAAACGGCAAGGAGCUAAUGCAACUCUACAUUGGUUCAUCUAGAAUUUCCAUCCAAUUACUUGUCCCCCCCCCCCCCUUCUCUUUCCAAUCCAAUGUGUUUAGUGCUUCUGUAAGGUUUUUGCAUGUUAACUAGUUAGAAAUCCAUUUUUUAUUAGUAAGAAUAAGUAUUAAAAAGAUAACUUACGGUUAA